Molecule: messenger RNA, 8610 nt
Organism: Dermacentor silvarum
Lineage: Eukaryota; Metazoa; Arthropoda; Arachnida; Ixodida; Ixodidae
Product: ATP-binding cassette sub-family C member 3-like
Biological process (GO): transmembrane transport
Cellular component (GO): membrane
Molecular function (GO): ABC-type transporter activity; ATP hydrolysis activity; ATP binding
Source: RefSeq, a predicted model, not a curated record
CAGUUGGCGUUCACGAACGACCGAAAGUGUACGGUAAUUCCGAAAGCCGCGCAUCGCACGCGGCAUCAAAUACGGCGCGGCGAAGCUCGUCGGCAUUGACAUUUUCGCUUCCUGCUGAUUCUCUCUUCAGUCGCCAGGCGUCGCAUGGUCAGGCAUGAGUUCCAUGGAUGCGUUCUGCGGCUCGCGGUUUUGGGACUACAACCAGACAUGGAACACAACAGACCCCGACCUGAGCAUCUGCUUUCAAGACACCGUGCUGACAUGGGUGCCUUGCGGGUUCCUCUGGGUCACAGCUCCCAUCGAGACAUACUUCCUGCUCAAGAGCAGCAGUCGGCUCAUCCCGUGGACUGCGCUCAACCUGGCUAAGUUGGCCAUCACCUUUGUGCUGUUUGUUAUCUCCCUGGUCGAGUUCAGCUAUGCAGGCCACGCAGCCCUCGCUGAAGGCAUUGCCUUGCCGUCCGUCUACUUCUACACACCCUUCAUCAAGCUGGCAACAUUUUUGCUGGCUGGCCUGCUGCUCCUGGCGGGUCGGAAGCGGGGCAGCCAGACCUCAGCAGCGCUCUUCUUCUUCUGGUUCCUGCUGAUGCUCUGCGGUGUGGUGCCGUACCGGUCGCACCUCAAGCAUGCCUUAGCAACGCCCGAUGAAGAUGCGCCGGAUUAUGCCAAAGAAGAGCGACCGGGAGAGCCGCUGUUCUUUGGGGCAUACAUGGCGUACUACCCGCUGGUGAUAAUACAGUUCCUGCUAAACUGCUUCGCUGACAGCAAGCCCAUCUACAGGCAGCAUGUGCUGCCACCUGAGGAGAAGGAGUGCCCGGAGGCCGGUUCCUCGUUCCUCUCCCAGCUGCUGUUCUCAUGGUUUGACGCACUGGCUUACAAGGGCUGGCGGCAUCCCCUCGAGACCUCCGACCUUUGGGCACUGAACUUCAAGGACCGCACCGAGCAAGUUGUGCCGGGCUUUGACCGCCACUGGCUCAAGCAGGUCGCGGCCGCUCAGUUUCACAGGGACAGGGCUGCAGCAGCCGGGGCUGCAGCAGGGGGCGACGUGUCGGCCGCUUUCCACCACAACCACGCCAACCACGACGGCGGCGAGGUGAAGUUCUCCGACCGGAGCUCUCACAAGAAGACUGGAAUGGGCAGCACAGCUUCGCUGCCAGCUGGUGGCGAGCGGCGUGCCCGGCUCAGCAUCGUCAAGGCACUUAUCCAGACAUUCGGGCCAAGCUUCGUCGUCGGUAGCAUCCUCAAGUUGGUCCACGACACUCUACAGUUCGUUUCACCUCAGCUGCUUCGAAUGAUGAUUGGCUUUGUGGGCUCGGACGAGCCCGCCUGGAAAGGCGUGUUCUACGCGGCGCUCAUGUUCACUACUGCAUCAGUCCAGUCACUGGUGCUGUCGCGGUACUUCCACCGCAUGUACAUCGUUGGCAUGCGCAUCCGUACCUGUCUCAUCUCGGCCAUCUAUCGCAAGAGCCUUGUGCUGUCCAAUGCAGCCAAGAAAGAGUCGACGACGGGCGAGAUCGUGAACCUGAUGUCGAACGACGCCCAGCGCUUCAUGGAGCUCAUGGUGUUCCUCAACAUGCUGUGGUCGGCGCCCUACCAGAUUGCGCUGGCGCUCUACUUCCUCUGGCAACUGCUGGGUGUCGCCGUGCUUUCGGGCGUCGGCAUCAUGGUGCUGAUGGUGCCCAUCAACGGUUUCCUGGCUGCCUACUCCAAAAAACUCCAGACGCGCCAGAUGAAGCACAAGGAUGAGCGCAUCAAGCUGAUGAACGAGAUCCUGGGCGGCAUGAAGGUGCUGAAGCUGUACGCCUGGGAGCCCUCGUUCCAGGAGCACGUGCAGAACAUCCGCGAGCGCGAGGUGCGCAACCUGCGGCGCAUGGCCUACGUGUCGGGCAUCCUGUCCUUCCUGUGGACCUGUGCCCCAUUCCUGGUGUCGCUUAUGUCGUUCAUGACGUACGUGCUCAUCGAUGACAAGAACGUGCUGGAUCCUCAGCGGGCGUUUGUAUCGCUCACGCUGUUCCACAUCCUUCGCUUCCCGCUGUCCAUGCUGCCCAUGUUAAUCUCCAUGCUUGUGCAGGCAAGCGUGUCAGUGAAGCGAAUGAACAAGUACCUAGGCCAUGAGGAGCUCGAGGAGUACGUCUCUCACGAGAAGGAUGACGUGUCCACUCCUAUUAGGGUUCGCAACGGCUCAUUUGCCUGGACCAAGGACGAGGAGGCCGUGCUGCGGGAGGUGGACGUCCAGGUGCCCAAGGGUGCACUGGUGGCCAUAGUGGGGCAGGUGGGGUCGGGCAAAUCGUCCCUCCUCUCCGCGCUGCUCGGCGACAUGGAGCGCCUCGACGGCUCUGUCAACGUCCAGGGCUCGGUGGCGUACGUGGCACAGCAGGCAUGGAUCCAGAAUGCCACGGUGCGCGACAACAUCCUCUUCCAGAAGACAAUGGAGCGCGAGCGUUACAACCGCACCCUCGACCAGUGCGCCCUGCAGUCGGACCUCAACAUCCUGCCCGGCGGAGACCUCACCGAGAUUGGCGAGAAGGGCAUCAACCUUAGUGGCGGCCAGAAGCAACGUGUCAGCCUGGCUCGUGCUGUGUACAGCGAUGCCGACAUCUACCUGCUGGACGACCCGCUGAGUGCCGUCGACUCGCACGUGGGCAAGCACAUUUUCGACCAAGUCAUCGGUCCCAAGGGUGUACUCAAGGACAAGACACGGUUGCUGGUGACGCACGGCAUCUCGUACCUGCCGCAAGUGGACCGGGUGAUCGUGCUGCGGGACGGGCGCAUCGAGGAGCAGGGCACCUACAAGGAGCUGCUGGCCCGCAAGGGGGCUCUGGCAGAGGUGCUCCUGCACUUCCUCCGCGAGGAGAGCCAGGAGGACGGGCUGCUCAACGAGGAUCCCAACGUGGUCGAGGACCUUCUGCUGCACGUCGGCAGUCCGGAGAUCAGCAAGCAGCUAUCGCAGCACAAGUCGACGUCGGAACUCUCGCUGGCGGAGCGCAAGGAGUUCCUUCGCAGCCUGUCCCGGCAGCUGUCCGAGACACAGAGCCAGUGCUCCAAUGGGCCUGGCUCGGUCCCGCAGACUACGGGACAAGGCGUUGGUCUUCGUCGCUCAAGUGCCGGCACCGAGUCUAUGUCGGGCCGGUCGCUAACACGCUCACAGUCGACGCUGCGUGCUGGUCAAGGGGACAAGUCUUCUCCGGCGGAAGAGGCUGGCACAAAGCUGGUCCAGGCUGAGGCAGCUGAGACUGGACGGGUCAAGUGGCGGGUGUACUUUGCCUACUUCGGUGCAAUCGGGGUGGCCUGGAUGGUGCCCAUUGUGGUGAUGAACCUGGCUUCACAAGCCUUCUCGCUCGGCUCCAACGUGUGGCUCACUGCCUGGAGCAACGACGCUCCAAUGCCCGACGGAUCGCAAGACCUUGCCAAGCGGGACCUGCGCCUCGGAGUCUACGGUGCACUGGGCCUGGCGCAGGGUGUGACGAUCCUUUUUGGCUCUCUGACGCUGUCGCUGGGCAGCCUGAAGGGCGCCAUGCUCCUACACAACGGCCUGCUGCACAACAUCCUGCGCUCGCCCAUGUCCUUCUUCGACACCACUCCGCUGGGGCGCAUCGUCAACCGCUUCUCCAAGGAUGUGGACACAAUGGACCUAGCAAUCCCGAUGACAGUGCGGUCGUGGCUCAUGUGCUUCCUGCAAGUGGUCUCCACGCUGAUCAUCAUCACCAUGACGACGCCCAUCUUCCUGGUUGUCGCGGUUCCCGUGUUUGUCCUCUACUACCUCAUACAGGCAUUCUACGUGGCCACAUCGCGGCAGCUGAAGCGGCUCGAGUCGGUGACGCGGUCGCCCAUCUACACGCACUUCUCGGAGACCUUGUCAGGCGUGAGCACGAUCCGUGCCUACGGGGCGCAGGAGCGCUUCGUGCAUGAGUCCAACCAGCGCGUCGACAACAACCAGAUGUGCUACUACCCGUCCACCAUCUCCAACAGGUGGCUGGCUGUGCGUCUGGAGUUCUGCGGCAACCUGAUUGUUUUGUCCGCUGCCUUGUUUGCCGUCUUCGGCAGCGAUCACCUGGAUGGGGGCACCGUUGGUCUUUCGCUUUCCUAUGCGCUUUCAAUCACGGCCACUAUGAACUGGAUGGUGCGCAUGAGCUGCGAGUUUGAGACCAACAUUGUGGCCGUCGAGCGGAUCAUGGAGUACACGCGGUCACCCACUGAAGCCGCAUGGGACAUUCCGGAGUCUAAGCCCCCCGUCGAGUGGCCCAAGGAUGGUGAGGUGCAGUUCCGGGAGUAUGCAACCCGGUACCGUGAGGGACUGGACCUUAUCAUCAAGGACAUCACGGUCUCCGUCCACCCCGGCGAGAAGGUUGGCAUUGUGGGCAGGACUGGCGCUGGCAAGAGCUCACUGAUGCUGUCCCUCUUCCGCAUCAUCGAGCCCGCCCAGGGCACCAUCAUGAUUGACGGUGUCGACGUCACCAAGAUUGGCCUGCACGACCUCCGCUCCAAGCUGACCAUCAUACCACAGGACCCAAUUCUGUUCUCCGGCACUGUGCGCACCAACCUGGACCCAUUCAAGUCCAAGAGCGACGAGGACAUCUGGGCAGCCCUGGAGCUUUCGCACCUGAAGACAUUCAUCUCGGGCCUCGACCGGGGCCUCGAGCAUGAAGUCCAGGAGGGUGGCGAGAACCUCAGUGUGGGCCAACGUCAGCUGCUGUGUCUGGCACGGGCACUGCUGCGAAAGUCUAAGGUGCUCGUGCUGGACGAGGCGACGGCUGCCGUGGACAUGGAGACGGAUGAGCUCAUCCAGCAGACGAUCCGGCGCGAGUUUGCCGGCUCCACCAUCCUCACCAUCGCCCACCGGCUCAACACCAUCCUGGACUAUGAUAGGAUCCUGGUGCUGGAGCAAGGGCGAGUGGCCGAGUUUGACACGCCGGCCAGCCUGCUAGCCGCCGAGAACUCCAUCUUUCACGGCAUGGCUAAGGACGCGGGCCUGGCCUGAUUGACGAUGCACAAUUAGCCUAUGUUAUUAUUAUUAUUACUAUUAUGCGCAUUGUUCACCACCACCAUCCUUUUAGGUCCCUUACCUUUUCCUUCUACUCUCACUGCACACCCUCUCCCCUUUCCCUUUCCCCCCAUCUCACCGGACAUACGUUGGCACUUAUGGCGUGCCUUAGAUUGCAGCGGGGUCCCUGUGAGGAAGCUGUGCAGAUUUAUCUUCUAAUUUAAAGAAAAUCUAUUUCAGCAUGAGUUCCUCUUAGCCCCUGUGCACACUACAUUGCUAUGGAGAAGCACAUUUCCCACGCCGUCAGUGAGCUUACGAGCUUUUGUCUCAGGACUGCUCUGUGUGAAAUCUUUUGUUCUUCUUUCCUUGACCCCUUGCUCCUUUUAGGUGGGUUGUGGGUUUGCUGAUGUGGCAAAAGGCAGGGUUUCUCACCUUUCGCAUGUGGAACCCACGCAAUAGACUUAUGUUGUGUCCUGGAGCUUUUGUGGCUCGCUGAAGAGCUGAAGUUCAUUGUGAACAUCUGGAGGGUUGGGUUAGCGUCAUAGGAAUCUCUGGAGGAGUGCAAGGAAAUAUGAACGCGUUUUUCUAUGAAUACUUAGCUGGUGAAUAAAAUACACGGAUCCAUAUCGUGCAGAGGAGCUGCGAAGAGUCGCUCCUUGAAGUUUGUUCAAAAAGGUGUGUUAGGUGGAUGAGGUAGUUUCUUAGGAAUCUCGGAGAAGUGUACAUUUUAAAGGCUUUUGUAAUGAGCGUUUUGUCACAGAAUAAAAACAAUUUAGUCAUAAAGAAGUGACCCAUGAUGUUGGCACGUGCUGGUCCUGCAAGUGAGAAUGGGUCUCAUUGCUAAAUUUCUUAAGGACUGUGGCACUUGGUGUAUAAAUGCUUGCACAAGUCCUCAUACUUAACUUUUUUAAUGUUAAGUUCAAAAUUUGGAUCCACGAUGAUGAAUGAUCGUACGUCAGGCUCCCUGUCGAGAAAUGAACAGGCUUCAAGGGCCAACAUUUGACGCAAGUGCCUGAGACUUAGUGCAGCUGCUCUUUGAUUUCUUGUCAUUAUAUGCUCAUGGUCAGAAUGAUGAAUGUAUGUGCUAAGCAUCUAAGUUUCUGUGUGUAGCGCAGAGCACAAGCUGUGCUUUGGUCAGCUGACCCAGCUCUCUAAACGGCAAUCCUUGAGGUUUGGCUCGAUUUCCAAAAAGUGCAAGGCAUUGCUUAUGAGCGCCAUCUAUUAUUGUGGUUGAAGUGGGCUUGCUAGAAAAGUUUCCAGAGGUAAAAAACCAGUGAACGGAUCAAUCAUUAGUGCUCUAUUGGUUACUUGAGCAAUCCCCAAAUCUUUUUAUAGUCAUAAUUGCUAUAACCUGAUCUAGCUUUGGUGCUGGUUAUCUGCAAGGCUUGGCUCAAUUACUCAGUCAGUUGGAAGUGUUGCUCACUAGCGCCACCUGUUGUAGUUGACUCAAACUCUGCAGGGAAGUUUCAGCCACACUCUGGAUAGCUGAAGGGUUUAGUUGCUGCAUAACAACGCCUCAUGGUGUUUGUUAGUGCCACACAUCUAUAGCCAACUUGAACUGAAGAUUUUUUUUUAAUAUAAGCAAUUAGGACUACCAUAUUAAGUGAACCUACGAAGCAUCUGGGACCUUGUGCCAUUUAUGCUAAUAUGCUGCACUCUGGAAAAACUGGGCCACUGUUUAUUGGCAUUGCCAUAGUACAAUAAGAUGCUGCACUGUUAUUAUAGUCAUUUUUCGAGCCAGCUAUUGCUUGUUCAGUCUCGGUUUGGGCAUUGACUUAGCAUUGUACAUCACGAGGACUUUGUAAAAGCGGAAUGUGAAAAAACUUUACUAUAGUAUCUUUGCCUUGAUGUUGUGUUAUUGGUCAUAAUGAGGAUUUGAAAGUAUCUUGUGUUUCUGGCUUUCUUUCCACUAAAUAAUGUCCCAUUACUCUAAUUUAUGGUGUCACAUUUGUGGGGGCUGUAAUAAUGACUGCCACUCAUCAUAGUGUUUAUUGUAUCAGUGCAUUUUUAUUCCCCCCCCACUCGUAAUGUUCUGCCACGUGCGAACAAAAGUCACGGAUUUGUUUGAUAGCUCCCGCAUUUUUCAUUCGUUAUGCUACAUCAUUGUACUGUUCACUUUUGCAGCUGUUUGUGUGUGUCCAGCACUGUUGAUAUUUGAAUAGGCCUGAAAGGUUUCACCAUGCACAUUGGCCAGUUGGCACGGUGUGUGUGUGCAUAUCUUGUGUAUUUUUUUCGUGGAAUUUCUGCAGCUUCAGCCUCAAAAAUUUAGACGGGGUUAUUUUGAGAAAUGCACAUAGUAGUGUUCUUUAGGCUCGUUAUCCUUUUUUUGUGCAUGUGUGCGCAUCUCUGUGUAGUGUUGUCCAAUCUUGGAAAAAUGCAGUACAUUGGUGCUCAAGUGCUCUUUGUGGCCCGAUUCUGUAACCCAUUCUGGCCUUGGCAGUGGUAAUCUGUAAAGAUUGGCCCAGGCCUCCAUUCAACAUAAAUUGUUGCAAACCAGUGCCACCUGUUGUAGCUAGGGUGAACUAAGGCAGGAAGGUUUGAGCACUUGACGUGAAAGACCUGCGUGCUUACUAACCUUCAGCGUACGGCCACUGAUGACGUCGUAUAGGCUGCAAAGCAGAAUGUUGAAAUUGCAUUGGCUUAAAUACUAAAGUGUUGUUCUCCUAAAGAAUGGACAACACUGUACACUGUUUCUUCACGUGGCUAAAGAUAUACCAGUUUUCGAUCAGUAAUUUGAAAACUUUUGAGCAUCUAAACCUCAUCAAGCAUUUCAUCAUUGUGCAACACUAUUUUCACGAUUCACGAAUGCAGGGGAAAAAAAGAAGCUUAGGUUCAUGUCGACGCACCACUUUGGUAUUGAUAUCGAAAAUUUGCACACGACUGUGCAAGUCCUUGCACUGCUUUUGCAAAUUGGUACCCAGUGAAGGUCAUUGGCAUGUUGUCAAAAAGCAUUCUCACACUUCCUGGUGCAUGUUUCAGCAAGCAAUACGACAUUCACAGAUGUACAGUAUGUACGAUCUGCAGAUCAAUUAUAUGAAAGACGGAGUUGUGACAACUGUCACUUCCGUCACCUGUGUACUUGAACAGAAAGGAUUCAAGGCAGGUGUCAAGUCCGUACAGGAAGGGUUAACAAGCAAGCUAUAGUGGUGCUCGUCGUAUGACUUGCAAAUGUGGCAAUACAACAAUGUGCAUCGACUCUGUAUUCGUACAUUUUUGAAGUGGCUACUUGGCGUGCAGGGACUUAUUACCUUCCAGCCACAAGUAUAGUAUUCAGCUGCCGCCAAAGGAUCGUUUUGCAGGCAGCGCAGGGCAUUGUGAACGCAUCUUUUUGUCUUUUGCAAUUGCUCUGAUAAAUAUAUAAAUAUAUAUAAAUAUUUAAUAAGCAUUUUUUCACGAGUACGCAUGCUAGAAAAAAAAAAAAAAGGGCUGCUUGUGACAGAGCCAGUGUGAUACCUCUUUCGCGUACUUUGUACCAUAGUUUUUAGGACAUUUGUACUUUAUUGCAUUCAGGUUGCAGAUCAGCGUUUUGCUGCUCGAUGCUGCUGCAUGCACCAUGCGGGCAGAUGGAGGCACGAAUGUCCAGUUUUUUGUGUUUUUUUAUGACACUUGAAAUAAAAUGACAUUUUCAUGAA